Molecule: messenger RNA, 863 nt
Organism: Racocetra persica
Lineage: Eukaryota; Fungi; Glomeromycota; Glomeromycetes; Diversisporales; Gigasporaceae
Source: the annotation of a GenBank genome assembly
GAAGAAUAUCAGUAAAAAAGAAUGGUUUGCCUCCGGAAAAGCCAGAGAAAUUGAAUGAUGGUUUAGAUGAUCUAAAGUUAGUUCCAGACCAAGAACAAAACCCAAAAAUCAAAGAAGGGGAAUUGGUAGGAAUUCCUAUUCAAUCAUGCCACGACCUCAUUUGGAGCAAUUGCGGUUAUUUGCUAGUUUUUAACGAUAAAGAGACGAUUAAAUUUUUAGAAAAAGAAAGAGAUGAACCCCAUUAUUUUCAAUUAGAAACUGAAAUUCGAGCAGAAGGACAAUUCAUGGAAGAUAUAUUUUACUACGGAGAACUUAAAUAUUUUGUCCCCACGAAUAUAAUUGAAAGUCAAAAUAAUUUCCUAAAAAUCAGCAUUGAACCAAAGCAAUACUAUUCGGGUCUGGUUGAUACUUUAACCUUCCAAGGAGAGAAAAUUAACCAAUACCGUGAUUUCAUUGAACUAUCUGAUGAGAAAACCACAAGUCAUAAGCCAGAAAAAACUAUCCCCGAAAUAAAAAAAGACCUGGAAAAAUAUUACCGAGAGAAUAAUAUUAAAUCGAUAAAAUUAAGCGACGAGGACAAGGAACUUAUGGAUAUUGUUUUUAAUAGUGGCGAGAAAAAAGUUAGUAAUACUUUUUCUAAUCGGCGGGAUAAACAAAAAUUAGAACAAGUAAAAAUUUAUUUAAAAAGUAAUAAUAAGGAAAUUCUUAAUUAUUCUGAGUUAGGCGACAGUUCUAUCGUUAAUCCUUCUCGUAAUUCCAAUAAAGGAAACGGUGAACCAGAACCGAUGCUGCACCUACAACAGUCAGAAUCAGAAGGCGAGGAUAGACAAAAAAAUAUGAAUAAAAGCAAUAAAGAAUAUUAA